GCCAAGACCCUGCCAUUGUCAAAAUUAGUACCUCCGUUUAUUUCGUCACCACGUGUCCACACAGCUGUACAAUGGAGCUCGUCCUCAUCCUUCAGCAUUUUCCUGUUGAAUUAUGUGGCCAGAUAAUAUUUUUGAGAAACGAAACAAGUGUUUUCUGCAUGUUCAACCACGUCGUCAAAUUCCCGCUCAGAUAUAGGACCCUUCGGGUAUCCGAGCCUCACCUUGGCUUGGCAUUCUAAAUAUACCAGGUUCAAAGAUAGAAUUUUGGACUUGGCUCACCUACAAAAACUCUGCGGUUGGCGCCGUUCUAACCCAUUCGCUGCAGGACGCUUAACAACCCACCUAAAUGAAUUCUGGCCCUCCUUACCCAACUCAGGACUACUCUCGUUUGCCCUACCAUUCAAUCGAGGCAGACUAUAGGAGACUCAUCAUGUCCAGUUCACAAAUACUAGAACAGGCACCACCUCCUAGCCUCAGAGAAAUUCUUGGGGCAUACAAAUCCAAGGGUGACGGUGACAGAGAUAUGCUUAUUGCCAUGUUGAAUGCAAAGAGCGCCGAAGACCAGCGACUUGCGUCUGUCGCUUCAUUGCACAGAACCCUCCUUGAAAUGUCUGCAGCAGAUGUUCGGCAUCCAAGCCCUCCACCUCCCUCCCGUUCCUCACCACCCGCAGUACCUCACUCAAAACAUGGACUAUAUUCAACUGACAUGACCACUGGACGUGUCUCCCCUCAAAUAUUACCCGUGGUCAGGGAACCACCUCAACUUUCUCAACCACCUCGAAAACGCCAACGAUCUUCUCACUCCCCUUCAUCACAUUACGAAUUACGCACAUCUCACACAUCCUCUCGCGACUUGCCACCUUCUCCCUAUUCGUCUCGGAGCGAUUCCGAGGAGUACUCGCCGCGGUCCAGAGCAUCAAUGGCCAUAGGGUCAUUACUCUCCACCGGUCCUAGCAGAGAUGCUCCGGAGGAUUCCCAAAAUCAUUCAGAGGGCACCCAACACACGUCCUCUGGAGUUUCACUGUAGUGCUUGUACAAGUCUGUUUCAUUACUCUCCCUGCCCCUUGUGGGACCCGCUGUUAUGAUUGGUACCAGCAAAUGGCAGUGAAAUGACACGUCCGAUGAUAUGGCCGGAACUAAUGACCAAGAUAAUGGGACGCCAAGAACUUGUUUUUAUUUUUAUUUAUGCCCAGUUAUCUUUGGAGUGCGACCCUUUUGCUUUUGAGUUUGAAUCAAAGGUAUUGAUCAGUGCAAAGCGAAAAUAACUACUCGCACCGCACGCACGUUGGACACCUGGGUGAGACAAUUUGUUGCCUGGUCCUAAGGCGCCAGGAUGAUGAAACAACUUGUACUGCAUUCGUACUAAGUAAGGUCCGUGGAAUUACAACAUGUGUCUGUGC
This is a messenger RNA of Suillus bovinus, 1400 nucleotides long. RefSeq lists its product as uncharacterized. The record is from RefSeq and is a predicted model, not a curated record. Bases 347 to 1027 code for a protein of 226 amino acids. The transcript is spliced from 4 exons. NCBI's taxonomy places the organism in Eukaryota, Fungi, Basidiomycota, Agaricomycetes, Boletales, Suillaceae.